This is a messenger RNA of Microdochium trichocladiopsis, 1019 nucleotides long. RefSeq lists its product as uncharacterized. NCBI's taxonomy places the organism in Eukaryota, Fungi, Ascomycota, Sordariomycetes, Xylariales, Microdochiaceae. The coding region runs from base 138 to 1019 and encodes 293 amino acids. The transcript is spliced from 3 exons. Gene Ontology annotation, molecular function: catalytic activity. The record is from RefSeq and is a predicted model, not a curated record.
CUUUGACUGCAUCUGCGGCAUUCUAUCCUCUUGCAAAAGUUGAUCCUUGGCCAAGCUCCCAGAUACUCACAGACUGCCUCCUGGUCAACAUCACUACACCAAAACACGCACAACUGCACCCAGCAGACAACAAAACAAUGGCAUCCUGGAAGCGCCUGAUCCGCUUCGUCGACGCCGACGGCGCAGAGCACUUUGGCGAGCCACAGAUCGACAGCGACGCCGAGCUCACCGACAAGCUGGCCGCUGGCACUCUCGAGGCCGUCAUCUACACCGGCUCCUCGCCCAAUCCCGUCGCUGCCACCGAAAACACGGGCAAGCGCGUGGCCGUCAAGGCGAUAAGCGACCUCCUCAAGGUGGACGAUGUGCCGAUCAUCAAGUGCAUUGGCCUCAACUACAUCAAGCACAUCAAGGAGGGUGGCCGGACGCCGCCGCCGUAUCCUUCUGUCUUCAUCAAGCCUUCCGACUCGAUCGCGGGGUAUGCCGAGGAUGUGCCGAUCCCCAAGGUCGCGCAGGACGGGACUGUAGACUACGAGGGCGAGCUGGCCAUCGUCAUCGGCAAGACCAGCAAGAACAUCCCCAAGGAGUCCGCACUCGACCACAUCGCCGGGUACACCGUGUGCAACGACGUCUCGGCGCGGGCGUGGCAGCGCGACCCCAAAAAGGCCGGCGGCGUGCCCCAGUGGUGCUUCAGCAAGGGGUUCGACAAGUUCGCCCCUGUGGGGCCCAUGCUCGUGUCCCCAGCGGUCGUGGGCGCCGCGGCCGACCUGCAGCUGACCACGCUGGUCAACGGCGAGGUGCGCCAGGACGAGUCGACGAGCGACCUGCUCUUUGGGGUGCCCGAGAUCGUGGCGUUUGUCAGCCAGGGCACGACGCUCAAGGCGGGCACGGUGAUUCUGACGGGCACGCCCUCGGGCGUGGCGAUGGGCAUGAAGGAGCCAAAGUAUCUGAAUGAUGGGGAUGUCGUGGAGGUGCGGAUCGCGCAGUUGGGCUGCAUCAAGAACAAGAUGGUGUUUGAAUAG